UUUUAUAGAAUCUUUUUACCCCUUCCUCAGGGUAGCCUUCUCUCCCCAUUGCAUCAGGAGGACUCUCAAACAUAUUGGAUAUCAUGAAAUCUUAUGUUUCUAUUUUGCAGCACUCAUCACAGCCCUUAUUACAGAUUACUUUUGACAUUGUUUAAUGUGCCUGUCAUGUGAUUGCCUUGCUUGCCACUGCAUCCUUAGCUUUUAGCAUGAUUGGCUCAUAUUAGAUAAUUCAGGUGUUUAUUGAAUUGGGGCAGGGGGCGGAAAGCCAUGGUGUUUUGCUUCCGUUAUAGUGUAGGGCUUCUAGUACAAGCAACAUCCUCAGCUCUCAAAAACGUUUUCUGAAGAACCCAGGUCUCACCCAUUAGGAACUAUGCAUAAUAUAGUAGCUGAGGCUGCCUCAGAGACUCCUGCAGGUUCUCCUUGGCUAGAGAGGAAACAAUGUGAAUUCAGCUAGGGGAGCAUGUAUUACUUGUAGAGGGCUUUUAAAUCAGCCUUCUAGAAUUGUGAAGUAGAAGUCACAUCCAUUUUGACUUAUCUCAAUUAUACAGUAGGUUGAAACAGUAGCUCUCACAGUGUGGUCCCUAGACCAACACCAUCACCCAAACCUGGGAAUCGCUAGAAACUAAUCAGGACUAGGGGUGGGCCGCUGCAAUCUGUUUGAAUAAGCCUCCAGGUGAUUUAAGGAAGGCCACGCUGGAGAAUCACUUUUAAACCGGCUUAAGUUCACUCUUUAACCUACAAAGUUACAAACGUUUGGGGAAAAUGGAAUUAAAUUAUAGGUGUAUUUUGGUAUAGAAAAAUUGGAAAUCCGUGUACUUAACCACGGACAGAGGUUCUACCUGGCUAUCUGUGCCUUGAGUACCGACGCUCAAUGUUUCUGCCCUCCGCAAUCCUUACAUUCCUUCUGCGAUUUCCGUCUGUGAAAGGCCCAGUGCCAAACGCAGUCUUUAAGAUGGAGCCCCUAUAGGAAAUUGCAGAGUUCUAGCCUAAAAUGAGCCUUCACAGUACAGUCCGUUCAUCAAACACACGAAAUAAGCAGUUACAGAUGACAUCAGAAUGGUAUCGCAAGGAUGCUGACCACCAAGUAAGUCCUAAGUUUUGCUCCUGAGCUUUGAGGGCCGGAAGUGGGAAAGGAGCGACCCCUGAAUUCCUAGUUGUUACGCUCUUCCUGAAGCUUUUGAUAGUGGAACCCUGGGUUUUAGUGCAGAUGAUGUACAGCAAGUGCCAUUUUCCUCCAACUCAAAUCUGAAUUACACAAGUGACAUAAUCAGACGGGGCAGGGGGCGAGUGGGAGAUAUAGACGAUAACACCAGGUGCGGUUCUGUUUCACGACCGACCGACUGGCUUCAAAGAACAGGGUUUCCGCUGCGAGCCCCCUCCUCAGUGCGCUCCCACGCCCCGCGUUCAGUCCCGGUGUGGCCUGGAGACCGAACAGACCCAGACCCCACGGAGCCCGCGCGGCACAGCCCAAAUCAACGAAGACUGCCCCCUUGCGGCACGCGGAUGCGAGCCUGACUCACGGCCGCGCGGCCUCUUCCGCCCUGACCCCGGCGCGCCUCACGUCAAUAGAGCGCUCGGCGCCUGCGACGGAGCCGCCCGCGUGAGGCGAGCGCCCCGCAGCCAAUGGGACGCUAGGUGCGAACAGCGGUAACCAAUGAGUUGUCGGGGUGGUCUGGCGUGCCGACCAAUCACGAGGCCUCGCACCCGGAUAUGGUUCCUGCGUUCUGAAAACCUAGCUCGGAGAAAGUGAGGGGCUCCACGUGGGGCAGGGGAGCGCUGGCGCGGAGGCAGAGGUGCAGUGUGGCAGAUUCAGGGGCCCGCUCGUGCCUUUGCCGGUAAGGUGACGAGUGAGGGAGCACAUCCAUGAGGCUCCUUAUCCGUGGGUAGCGGUCCCGCUGCGGCGUCUCAGAGCCUGGGCCGGGGUAAGCCCCUCGAUGGUGUCCCACUGGGCGUAGCGGCUAGCAGACGCAGCUCGGGCCCGGGGGAACAUGAAUCUCUUACCGAAAAGCUCCAGGGAGUUUGGCUCCGUUGACUAUUGGGAGAAGUUCUUCCAGCAGCGAGGAAAGAAAGCUUUCGAGUGGUAUGGGACCUACCUGGAACUCUGCGGGGUGCUGCACAAAUACAUCAAACCCAGGGAGAAGGUGCUGGUGAUUGGGUGUGGCAACUCAGAGCUGAGUGAGCAGCUAUAUGACGUGGGCUAUAAGGAUAUCGUGAACAUCGACAUCAGUGAGGUUGUCAUUAAGCAAAUGAAGGAACGCAAUGCCACGCGCCGGCCCCAGAUGAGCUUCUUGAAGAUGGACAUGACGCAGAUGGAGUUUCCCAAUGCAUCAUUCCAGGUGGUGUUGGACAAGGGCACCCUGGACGCUAUCCUGACAGAUGAGGAGGAGAAGACCCUGCAGCAGGUGGACAGGAUGCUGGCUGAGGUUGGCCGUGUCCUGCAGGUGGGCGGUCGCUACCUCUGCAUCUCCCUGGCUCAGGCUCACAUCCUGAAGAAAGCAGUGGGUCACUUCUCUCGGGAGGGGUGGAUGGUGAGGGUGCACCAAGUGGCUAGCAGCCAGGACCAGGUGUUGGAAGCAGAGCCUCGGUUCCCCCUGCCUGUCUUUGCCUUCAUCAUGACCAAGUUCAGGCCAACCCCUGGCUCUGCCCUUCAGAUCUUUGAGCUGUGUGCUCAGGAGCAGGGCAAGCCCACCCGGCUGGAGAGUGCCGAGCGGCUGGCGGAGGCGGUGCGGGAGCGGCAGCAGUAUGCCUGGCUGUGCAGCCAGCUGCGCCGCAAGGCCGGGCUGGGGAGUGUGUCUCUGGACUUGUGCGAUGGGGACACGGGGGAGCCACGCUACACCCUCCACGUGGUGGACAGCCCCACUGUGAAACCAUCGAGGGACAAUCAUUUUGCCAUUUUCAUCAUCCCCCAAGGCCGGGAGACCGAGUGGCUCUUCGGCAUGGAGGAGGGCCGGAAGCAGCUGGCAGCCAGCGCAGGCUUCAGGAGACUGGUCACAGUGGCCCUUCACCGAGGUCAGCAGUACGAAGGCAUGGACAGCAUCCAGGCUGAGCUGUCUGCCAGAGUCAUGGAGCUGGCCCCAGCUGGGAUGCCUGCACAGCAGCAGGUGCCCUUUCUGUCUGUGGGUGGGGACAUCGGGGUACGGACUGUCCAGCACCAAGACCGCAGCCCUUUGAGUGGCGACUAUGUUAUUGAAGACGUGCAAGGGGACGACAGGCGAUACUUUCGGCGGCUGAUCUUCCUCAGCAGCAGGAACGUGGUUCAGUCAGAAGCCAGAUUGCUGAAGGAGGCGUCUCACAGAGCUCAGAAGAAACGGAAAAAGGACCGGAAGAAGCAGCGGCCUGCCGAUACUGCUGAGCAUCUGCCUGCAGCCCCAGGACAGUCCAUCGAUAAGAGUUACCUGUGCUGUGAACACCACAAAGCCAUGAUCGCUGGCCUUGCCCUGCUGAGAAACCCAGAGCUGCUCCUAGAGACCCCGCUGGCAUUGUUGGUCGUAGGUCUGGGAGGGGGCAGCCUCCCCCUCUUUGUUCAUGAUCACUUCCCGAAGUCCUGCAUUGAUGCUGUGGAGAUCGACCCCUCCAUGUUGGAAGUGGCUACCCAGUGGUUUGGCUUCUCCCAGAGUGACCGAAUGAAGGUCCAUAUUGCAGAUGGCCUGGACUAUAUCAGCAGCCUGGCAGGAGGAGGUGAAGCUCGGCCCCGCUACGAUGUCAUCAUGUUUGAUGUCGACAGUAAAGACCCAACACUGGGAAUGAGUUGUCCACCUGCAGCGUUUGUGGACCAGCCUUUCCUGCAGAAGGUCAAAAGCAUCCUGGCUCCUGAUGGUGUCUUUAUCCUUAACCUCGUGUGCCGAGAUAUGGGACUGAAGGACUCCGUGCUGGCUGGGCUCAAGGCUGUGUUCCCCCUCUUGUAUGUCCGGCGAAUUGAGGAUGAAGUGAAUGAGAUCCUGUUCUGUCAGCUGCACCCUGAGCAGAAACUUGCCCUGCCAGAGCUCCUGGAGAUGGCGCAGGCCUUGGAACGGGUGCUCAGGAAGCCUGGGAGGGGUUGGGAUGACACUUACAUCCUGUCAGAUAUGCUCAAGACUGUAAAGAUUGUAUGAUCACUGAGGCCAGGCACUCUGCUCGGCUUCCUGCCCAGACUGACCCUGGACUCCUGGCCUGCCAGGGACUGAAGAAAUACAACACACAGUGGUUUUUAA
Messenger RNA from Oryctolagus cuniculus (rabbit), 4190 nucleotides. RefSeq names its product methyltransferase 13, eEF1A N-terminus and K55 (gene METTL13). Gene Ontology annotation, cellular component: cytosol. The record is from RefSeq and is a predicted model, not a curated record. Gene Ontology annotation, molecular function: S-adenosylmethionine-dependent methyltransferase activity; spermidine synthase activity. Gene Ontology annotation, biological process: spermidine biosynthetic process. Lineage: Eukaryota; Metazoa; Chordata; Mammalia; Lagomorpha; Leporidae.